CUGUCAAUUACAGCUGUCAAUCAACGCCCACACAGCAGACGUCAAAGUCUUCAAAUCUUAACGGAACAAAAUGACCACGAGCACACUUAUUAGAGGGCCUGAAUUUAGAGAUUGAGACUAAAAUGACUCAUUGAAAAAAAAAGAUUUACUUUGUAUUUCUAGAGAGAAGUUGAGGCUUUUUGAAUGGGAGUCAGUUUGAGCGCCUACUAGCCGUUGGUGGCGCUUUAAGCUACUUCAGCCUCAAGACGUGGUCGCUGCUGCUUGAAUAAGAAUAACAAGAACCGCAGAAACCUAAAUAGAAGUUUCAUCACUUUUUCUUUAUCUCUCUCAUCUCUCUCUCAACAAUAUUUCCAUCAGAUUAUAUCCGAUUAAGAUAUAUUUAAAAUAAUCUCUGUGGAAGGCGAAUUGCAUUACAGCAUCAGCAGGGAAUCAGUUAGAGCUAAAAAUAGCACAAAUGUCGAGUAUUGAUGAAACAGUUUGUCGAACGUGCAAAUGUACUGACUGCAACACCUAAUGAAUUAAUGUACAAACAAGGAUUAGGGCGGCGAUGCGACCCAGAAGUCAAUGAGAAGCAUCAGAUCAGGCUAAUGAGAUGGAGAGAUCGAACCAACGCUGAUAAAAAUUUCACAACCGCUAAUCUGUGACAGAUACGGUUGUGAAAGCUUGUUUGUGUGUGCCUGUGUGUGUGAAUACUAAAUCCUUAUCCCCUGAUUACUAUGCAGCUGCUGACUUUUCCACCCCGGCUUUGAAGUGCGUAGCUCCCGAGGAGAGAAGAGAGCACUUUGAUGUGAGCGUUAGAUUAGGAUAGAAAAAAAGAAAGAGAGACAGCGCUGCGGCGGCGAGAGCCUCGUUGUUACCGCUCAUUAACGAGAGAUAUGAGAGAUCCUGAAGAAGACGAACAAAGCGCUUUGUAGUUUUUUCUUUCUUCUUUUUUAGCAAUGAAUAAAAAUAAAAAAAAAGCGCCUGCUGUCUCUUUUAGUUCGUUGUAAGGUCACUCAUUAAUGUGGGUAAUUAGUUUCAGGGUGUGUGUGUGUCCUGGCCAUUUGCCUACAGAUUAUUAUUAUUAUAACACACAUCUGAAUGCUCUGUCCUCAGUCUUAAGAUUGAUUAACUCUGAAGCCUGCUGGAUCCAGGAGGAUUAUUCCUCUGUAGUAUUCACCCCAGAGGCCAUCGGCUUCCUGUCAGCGGUGGGCGUCUUCAUCGUGGCGCUGGCUGUCCUCUUCCUCUUCAUCAACAAGAAGCUGUGUUUUUCACGUGUUGGCGGACUGCCCUGUCUGGAGCCGCACAGUCGCCGCAGGAAAGGACGAGCGGGAAUCCGCCAGGGGCUCGUGAACAGUUACGGUGACGAUGGUGGCACCAGCUCCUCUGACAGCGAGGACGAGGUCCUGAAGCAGUUUGAGAUCUCCGUGUCACGCUCGCAGAGUUUCCGUAAAGCGGCGGCUAACGGCGGUGAACAGCAGUCUCAGACGACUCAGCUGGCGUUGAGCCGACGACACAAAUUCACCCGACUGUCGGACCAGGAGGAAGGCAGCACUGAGCCGUCAGACUGUGAAGACAUGGAGGCACAGAAGCAGCAGCGUUUCCUGGACCCGCUGUCUGCAGCAGCAGCAGCAGCAGAAGCAGCAGCAGCAGAGGAUGAGGGGGCAUUUGCAAACUCUCCGGACAAACCCGCAGGAGUCGAGGCGCCCCCAUCAGGCGCCAAGGACAGUCCCACACUCAGUAUAAGCCGGCAGGCCGCAGACGGCAGCGAGGAUGUGGAGACGGCCGCAGACAAAAAUGACCAGACAGACAGCUCCUCCGCCUGGAGCCCUGAGCAAGAGCAGCCUCCCCACGAUGACGUCGCGUCUCAGCCGAUAAGCUCUUCCCCUCGACCCCCCAUCUCCAAAUGCGGUGACCUGGUUCUCUCUCUGGAGUACCGUCCCGACUCGGAGAAGCUGCUGGUCUCUGUGGUCGCGGCCCGGGACAUUCCCGACAAGGCGCGCAGCGGGAUGGACUCCUGGCAGGUGCACAUGGUCCUGCUUCCCUCCAAGAAGCAACGCCACAAGACCUCGGUGCAGAAAGGUUCGCUGCCGCACUUCAACGAGACCUUUCGCUUCUCACGCCUGGAGCCAUCCGACCUGCAGAUAUCGGCCAUCAGGUUCCGGCUGUACGCUCUCGGAGGCAGGAUGUCCCGCGAGCGCAUGAUGGGGGAGAAGAUGCUGCGUUUAGGUGGGCUCGACCCGAACGGAGGGACGAUGGAGACGACGCUGGUUCUGGAGCCUCGCAGUAACCUCAAGAGUUUGGGCUCCCAGCUGAGCCUUUCUGCCGUGUCUCAGAGCGACAGCGCCUCCUCCACUCAGUCUCUGACCCACGGCGGCGUCCCCGAGCUGCUGGUGGGACUGUCCUACAACGCCACCACGGGACGCAUGUCUGUGGAGCUCAUCAAGGGCAGCCACUUCAGAAACCUGGCCAUCAACAGGCCACCAGACACCUACGGGCGUCUGUCGCUGCUGAACUCGGUCGGUCAGGAGAUCUCACGGUGCAAGACGUCGGUGCGUCGCGGCCAGCCCAACCCCGUGUACAAGGAGACCUUCGUCUUCCAGGUGGCGUUGUUCCAGCUGUCGGACGUCACGCUGCUGGUCUCCAUCUACAACCGGCGCAGCAUGAAGCGCAAAGAGAUGAUCGGCUGGAUCGCUCUGGGUCAGAACAGCAGCGGCGAGGAGGAGCAGCUCCACUGGCAGGACAUGAAGGAGAGUCGAGGACAGCAGGUCUGCCGCUGGCACGUCCUGCUGGAGGCGUAACGCUACCUGCCUGCCAGGAUUUCGUUUUUUUUUCUUUUUGAAGCAGAGGAGAGUUUAUUCUUUAGUUAGAAGGUCGGAAAGUACUGAUGAAAGCAACGACAGCCUUGAUUUGAUUCGCGGACAGGAAGACGAUGCACAAAGUUUCAAAGAUGAAGGAUUCUGACUUCUCUAAGCACACACUCCCCCUAAUGUCACAUCUGGAUGAACCCACAUAAAUAUCAGACCUGGCUGUUUGUGUUAAGAUGAAGAAUAACACAAUCUGCUCUCGGAGGCCGACAGAAGUGGAAGCAGAUGAAGAUUAUUAAUUUCUUAUUUCUGUCGUGUAAACUUGAAGGUUUCCUGCAGAAAUGCUCUCGUCCUUCUCAAUAAAAAAGAAAAGCUUUGUAGAAUAUACAACGGCCUUCGAGAGGAGCGGAGAAUUUGUCCUUCAUUCAAUGUCCUCUGGGUUUUUGUUAAAGCAGCUCAGUUGUAGGACGAGAAGGCUGCAGAUUUUUUCUUUCUAGUGACAUGCUGUGUUAGAAAGUACACGCAAAUCACAGAUGUGUGUGUGUGUGUGUGUGUGUGUGUGUGUGUGACAGAAGGCGCUUGUUAUUUCAAAAUCUUGCUUUUACUGGCUGGCAAAUCAGUAAUGAUGGAAGAAGCACUCACAUCCUUCACUUAAAUAAAAAUAUCAAUAUCACGAUGUUAAAAUACUUCAUUACAAGUAAAAGUUAAGUACAGAAGUAUUAGCAGCUAAAUUCACUUAAAGUACUAAAGUUAAAGUACUGCAGAAAAUCAGACUGAUAUAUUAAAUACAUUUAACAAAGUACAUUAUUAAUACCGAUGAGUCGAUGCAUGAGCAGCAUUUUAAUGUUGCGGCUGUUCGAGGUGGAGAUAGUUUGAACUAUGUGAGAGUCAUAAGAUAAAUCUGAAGUGGUUGAGAGACGAUAGACGGUUUUGCUACAUAAGUCAGAUACAUAUUUCAGAACUUUUCUUUCAUCUUUGCAUGAGUUUUACCUCUUUGGGCCUCAAACAGUUAUGUAUUUGAAACCAUGUGAGGGGGGAAAUGUCUCUUUGACGGAACUGCAAACAGCUCAAAGACAUCAUGAAACAUGAGAAAGAAACAGCUUGUUGGCCUUCUUGUAAAGGCCAACAAGCCAAAAAGUUUGUGAACCACUGGUUUAAUCUUUAACAAUACAGUGUAUUAUUUCACUCUGACAUAUAGUCGAGCGGAAGUAUAAGGUAGCAUAAAAUACAAGCACCUCAAAAUGUACUUUCCACCAGAGCAAAUUAGUACAGAUGCAAACAAAAACAUUCAUCAAAAUCAAGUGAAUCUUUACAUGUCAUCAAGUGCAAAUGAUGGAAAAAGUCAAUGUAAAGUUUCCAUCAGUUAAUUCUCUCACUAAUGGAAGGACGAUGAAGGGUGAAGUCAGCGUUCCCGUUAAUGAAGGAUCAUGUGACGGAGAGACGCUGGCAAAAAGAAACACACACAGAAAGAGCAGAAGAUAUUUUAUGGUUGCAGUGUAGGAGGAAGGCGUCUCAUUCAUAUUCAGCCCUCAUUCAUAUUCUCCUGACACACACACACACGUGCUACUACAGGCAGGAAGACAAGCAGCUGGAGACUCUCAACCCCCUUUGGGAUGAGAGCAUCUUCCCCCUCCUCCUCCUCUGCCUCAUCCUCACUGAAUGGUGUUAUUUGGCUUCGGUUCGCUCUCCUUCACAGGGCAAAGCUCAUUUCAUCACCCAUCAACGCUGAGCUGAAAAGAGGCUUUAAAUAUCUCACUGCAGCUGUUAAUAACAUGCAACGAAUUACCCUGCAAGUGUGUGUGUGUGUUUUUUUUUUUUCUCCCACAGUCUCUCUCUCUCUCUCUCUGCAUCUCUGUGGUAAUUGGUACUGUAGUUACAGCUGUAGGAUCGUGCAGCGAGAUGACGGUAAUGCCGCUGUUAAUGCUCAUCCUCUUCCCGUCUGAGCAUCAUCGAGUCAUAAGGCAGCGGUUCAGCCCCCAGGGGGGGGAUUAUAUUUGUUUGUGUAGACAGAUACUGUAGCUUCAAAAAAAAAAAACCCUCAGGGGUUCACACACCGAGAGCAGAGAUGUGUUAAUCAGAGUUUCCUUUGGGCAGGUGACAACAAAGCCUGUUGAGAAACCUUGAACUGCAGCUCUGUUUGAAAAUGUAAGAAACUGACUCAGAAAGCAACAAAAAAUUUCACACACAGUCGAUCUCUUGUACUCACUUUAGAGCUGCAACGAUUGGUUGCCAACUUCACCAACUUCGCUGUUUUGAGUCCAAAAAAUAAAGUCCAAAUUAUCUGGUUCCAGCUUCUCAAAUGUGAAUAUUUUCUACUUUCUUUAGUCCUUUAUGACAGUAAACUGAAUAUCUUUGUGUUGUGGACAAUUAAUCGAUAAUGAAAGUAAUAAUUAGUUGUGGUCUUACUCACAUUAUGAUGUUUCGGUCAUGGCUCAUAAUGACGAUGAAGUUCUGAGGACCGAAACAUCGUUAAUAAAGUGAGUACAAGUGAUCGACAGUUUGCAGGAUGUUUGUGGUGUUUUCACAGUUAGAGCUCGUGAUCCGAUGCACCCGCCCAUAAGACCUGUACCUGCAAGAAAAUGACUCAACAGUGUAAGGUUUCAUUGGGAUAAUAUUACUUUUGGAAAGACAAGCAAAACAAAUUCAAAUUCUUAAUGUGUCUUAAAGAGUCAGUUAAAAACCAAAAAACAUUUUCCAACCAUGAAGGUUUUCAGGCUUCGAAUCAUAAUAACAACACAGGAUGGAAACACAGAGAUCUCUAAAGAUGUUGCUCAUAUUGAAUGAAAACACAGAGCUGUUAAUGUUAACAAAAGAGAGAGAGGCAGCGUUACAUUGCGUUAAUCACAGCACAGUGAAGGCCACGACAUGUAAAACACUCAUCCAGUAAUAUUAAAACAAGCUCAUUAGAGAUUAUAAUGCAUCUUUUAACUAUUCAGAUUGUAAGACAGUCGACCAUCGUCUGAUCAUCCAGCAGCUGGAUCGUUUGGGCAAUUAAUGAGGCGCCACAACUCUACUCAAACGACAUCAAACUUAGUAUAAUUCAGCUUUAGACCAUUAAAUCUGCUCCUCUGAGGUUAAAGAAAUAUCACAGUUAUGGUCAAAAUGAACCAAUAUUGACUAUUGAUGGGAGACAUGAUGCAAACUUUGGUUCCUAAAGUCCAUUAUUCACAUGACCACAAGAGGAAGCUUGUCAGGAAAACUUAAUUAAAGCUCAUUUGACCUAAAAGUUCCCAUCACAAGAUCCACUUACUCGGUGUUUCCAGAGCUUUCAGCCACAUCUUAUCUUCAGCAUAUGAAAUUAUAGGUUGUUUUAGGUGUGUGAACAAAUCAUCAAGGCUGUAUUCUUCUGUUGAGGACUGUCUGUGUUCUGGAUAAUCUACAAACCAUUUUCUCUUGUUUCAGCAUGUCAGUGAAGCGAUAUGAUGCUAUGUUGAAUGAAAUAUUUACACCCAAGAAGCCAUGUUUUUUUUUUUUUGUGACUGUAUCUUUCCAUCAAAGGGACAUAUUCUAGAUGUCUCAUGCAUCAUUUUAUACACUUUCCCCCCCAAAAUUCAACCUGACAUCACUGGAAACCUUAAGAGAAUAAAUAAUACAGUUGUGUAAAUUUGUACAAAGUUUUGCCAAACAAUAUAAAAGUUGUACCUACUGGCAGGUACAGCAGAGAAGGUGAAAUACAACAAUGAGCACAAAAAGUUACACAACUAUUUUUGGAUGUACGUACAGAUUUGUCUCAGUAAAAUUAACUAUUUUUCAAGAAUAUAUAACACUUCAAGCACAUAUAAUAUGUACAAGAUGUCAUUCUAUUUAUUGUCCAUGAAGAAAAAACUCAGUGAAUCAAGUUUAAUUUAAUGUUUAGCUGUUUUUUGAAUAGUUUCCACCAACCUUCAGACUUUUUUGGUUUGAGUCAGACAUUUGUGUCAGUUUUUCUUUGGUUGGACAAACAAAAGGUCACAGAUGAAAACAUGUUUGAGCGUCUGAACUACAUCAGAACCACUUCUCUGUGCUCCGCUGAGACCUGACUGAACUGAAAUGAUUUAUUAUGUCUUAAGUGAUUCAGGGGAAGCUUUUAUGACUGAAGACUGAAAUUAAAAGGUUUUCUUGAUACUUGAUAUUUCUCGAAGGGCACAACUGAAUGGAUUCAUUCUGUAUCUGUUAAAAAAGCAGAAAACUUGACAAGCUGUUAAGUGUUGUAUCAUGUUUAAACUGCAGAUAUGUGAUGACGACUACUUCAGGUAUAAAUUAAGGCCGAUGAAGAAUAGGAGUGCUGCGACUAGCUUGAUGUUUUGUAAAAAUCGGCUGACACAUCUGGGGUUUCCUGGAUCAUCUCUAUUUUUUAUUUAAUUGUUAAUAUUAUUAAUUUUUCUAUAUUAACUCUCUCCAAAGACCAGAGUUUAGCCCCCAUUCAUUUUUCCCAUAGACAACGUCACGUGACUCACAGUUUGAGCUCUUCUGUAGCUCUGAUUAGCAUGAAAAUCUCCCGUUUAAAUCAUCAUUACAAAAGAUGCAACAACUGCGUUAAAUAAAAAGCCAAACGCACAAAAAAAUUUCAGAAACAGCCAAUUACUGUGCUUAAAAUUCGGUCACAUGCGCCGCUAACAGCGAGCAGAAGCUAUAACGGUGUUGAGACUUUUCAUUUCUGAGUCACUUUUGAGUGAAUUCAGCAACUAUGGCGCCAAAUUUUGUUUACGGCUUCAGCGACGAAGCAUUUUGAAUUCAUUACGCUCUGAUUCACCCCUCUGACUGGCUUUUUCUCCAUGGCAACGGCGGCCGAGGCUCAUGGGUAUUAUUCUUAGUCAUCCAUCAAAAUCACGGACAAAACGUGUUUUUCUCAGAAACAAAGUUAAAAUAAUUGAAACCGGUGGUCAUAAUAUAAAUCUAUUGAAUCGCUACAUUAUCCAGGAGAGUCCUGAGUUUCUAUGUUCAGAUUAUUUACAGAAGUUUUUGAAACGGGAAUUUUUGAACAGAAUCAGGAAAAACACUUUUGGAACAGCGGCACCUCAGACUUCACACUCCUAUUACAAGAAAAGUUGUCUCAGCCUGUCACUGUGUUGGGAAAAGGAAACAAACCAGAGCAGCGUUGGAUGCGGGGAGAUGAGGAUGGAUGCUGGCGCUUCAUCAUCGCGCUUAUUCAGUCUCCUAGCAACAGGAAACAUCUGCCUCCGCGAGGACCAAUGAGGGCGCGCGCAGAGUGGUGUGUGUGUUGUCUGAUGUCGGUGUGAACGGGAUAUUUUAGGAGCGCUGAAGAGCAGCGAGCGUCUCACCCCCGGAGGAGCCGGAGCUGUCUGCCCGUCUGUCCGCCUGCCUGUCUGCGGGGAAAACCGACCGAGGCUCAGACUUCAGGCCGAGCUGGAGCGUCGCUGAAUCGGUGUGAGGACGGUAGAUGUCGCGCCGAGGAGCGGGAAGGUAUCACGGACAGGAGGACAUCAACAGACAGAAAGGCUUUAAGUGGGAUUUACUGUGAACUGCUGGACACGAUUAUUUAAAGGAGUCUGAGGGCGAUGUGGAGGCUCGGAUCAACUCAGACGCACUGAUUCAAACUCCGGUCAGAGAGCUGAACGCCGGCUGUGGACCAUCAGCAGCAGUAGCCCCGUCCUUGUGAGAGAGACCAAACCAUUCAACAACGUCGAAAGUUGCUUACUUCAAGAGGAAAUAUGCGGAGGAGGAGGAUUUGCAUGGAGGCCUACAAGGAUAUUUUCAAAAACACCUGAUACUGCAGGAGGACCGAAGCUGCAUCCUGAAGCUGUCCCUGGAGAAGCUGAGGUUCCUGGAGGACCCCGAGGCUUACCUGCGGCGCUCCGUCCUCAUCAACAACUUGCUGAGGAAGAUCCACCAUGAGGAGGAGGAGCUGGAGGCCGAGGAGGAGGAAGAGGAAGAAGACGAGGUAGAAGACGAGGAGGAAGAAGAGGAGGAGGUCAUAGGAGAGAGGGGGCAGCGGAGGCUGAUGUACUCAGACAGGAAGAGGGUGAAGGUGCUGGUGACGGACUGCUGCUCUCCAGCAUUCGGCCUGGAGGAGCUGCAGCAUUACCGUCUGGUGCCCUGUUACCCAUCUGCUGGCUGCCUGUACAGCCUGGGCACCUGCCCGGGCCUCGCCCCCAACCACCAGGUCCUUCUGUACAACCUGGACGACAACGGCUGACUCUCCAGACCUCGCCUCCGUUAAAAGCUGGGGACUGCAACGUCAGUUCACGCUACAGCCAUGUGGUUUGUUCAAAAUCACCAGGGAGGAAAGCUGCAGCUGUUUACCCUCGGUUUUCCACCAAAAAACCUUUGAGGGAGAUGUGUCAUGGGCUCUGUUUUGUACGUCAACAAGAUGUCGCCACCUCUCGCCAGCUUGCUAAGAGGCAGGGGUGGAUUUAAGAAGCUGAGAGACCCUGAUUCUUUUUCUGCCUCAGGAUCAAUAGGGUCUCUGACACUGAUGUCAAAGGUCACGAGCAAACUCUAUCGCAGCAUCACUGCCGUUUUACUAUACGUGCAAAUGUAAGAGACUCCGAGCAGGCAGUUAUUGUUGUGUUAUUGAUUUUUAUUGUUAUUGUUGCUCAUGUGAAGCGUGAGCGUAUUCAGGGAUUACAGACUGCAGGCUACUUUUGAUGCACCUUGGCUUGCGUGGAGAAUAUGCGCUGAUAUGCUUCUGUUAUCUUUUAUGCUACGGUGUGAUUUAUGAAAUAUUCUGUGUAACAUUCCCUGGACUGUGUGAAUUAUAAUGCUAUCUCUUUCUGAGAUGCAUUAACUGCCUGUGGGAAGACUGUUUCUUUCCCUCUCUGCAUUUGAUGUCCUGUAUUCAUUCAAUGUGCUGUAGUUAUUCUUUUAUUUUUGCAGCAUGUUGCUGCCCUCUGCUGGUGAAAGAAUUAACUUUGAAGCAUUUUGGCUGAUGUAUUGAAAUCUUACAAUGAAAAUGAAGGUGAAUGGAAAAGAUAAA
Molecule: messenger RNA, 9702 nt
Organism: Thunnus maccoyii (southern bluefin tuna)
Lineage: Eukaryota; Metazoa; Chordata; Actinopteri; Scombriformes; Scombridae
Gene: syt16
Product: synaptotagmin XVI
Exons: 11
Coding region: 1002-2780 (592 amino acids)
Source: RefSeq, a predicted model, not a curated record